Agrilus planipennis (emerald ash borer) is the source of this 1702-nucleotide messenger RNA. Its product is annotated as traB domain-containing protein. Lineage: Eukaryota; Metazoa; Arthropoda; Insecta; Coleoptera; Buprestidae. The transcript has 6 exons. Bases 177 to 1298 code for a protein of 373 amino acids. The record is from RefSeq and is a predicted model, not a curated record.
AAAUGUCAAAAAGACAAACGUCAUACGAGAAACCAAAAUUGUUUUAUUUGGUUUUCCUACACAGUAGAUUUUAUCAAUAGAUUAGUAGUUUUAGUUGUUUGAUUAUGAUAUUUUUGUUGCUGUGUUGAAUAGUUUAUAAUAGUUCCCUUUGUAUAUAUUAAUUUAUUAAGCGUAACAUGGAUACGUCCGCCGAAUUUAUUUUAUCAGAGAGUACGGUCAAAGUAGGCUCAGAUUCAGAGAAAAGUUCCGAAAAAAGCGAAAAUUUUGAAGAAUUAUUAGGAGGCGAAAGUGAUGUUUCAUCAACUGAGUCUAAUGAGAACAGAUCUUUGGAAGAUUUUGAUAAUAAUUUGCCAGAAACUGUUACCCUACUAAAGCAUCCUUCUACUGGAGUAAAAGUUUAUCUUGUUGGUACGGCACACUUUAGUAAAGAAUCUCAGGAAGAUGUUAUUAAGGUGAUUAGAAAUGUUCAGCCUCAUAUUGUUAUGUUGGAAUUAUGCAAAGCAAGAACAAGCAUCUUGUCAUUUGAUGAAGAAACAAUUUUGGAAGAAUCAAAGAACAUUGAUAUGCAAAGAAUACUUUCUACCAUAAGAAGCAAUGGGGUUUAUAAUGGAAUUAUGUAUUUACUUUUAUUAAACAUGAAUUCCCAUCUUACUAGAGAAAUAGGAAUGGCCCCUGGGGGAGAGUUUAGGGCUGCAUUCAAAGAGGCAGUAAAAUUGCAAAAUUGUGGAGUACAUUUGGGAGACAGGCCUAUUCAAAUAACUCUCCAGAGAGCAUUAGCAAAAUUAUCUUGGUUUCAAACAAUUAAAUUGGCAUGGCAUCUUUUAACCACUAAAGGGCCAAUUAGCAAAGAAGAAAUAGAACGUACCAAAAAACGCGACAUGUUAGAGCAGCUUCUGGCAGAGAUGUCUGGUCAGUAUCCUGCUUUGGGUGAAGUCUUUGUAGACGAACGCGAUGUUUACCUAACGCAUUCAUUGCAAAUGGCAGCUACCCUGAAACUACAACCCAAGACUCACUUGGAGAAUGUAAUGGAGCCUCUAAGAGUCGUGGGUGUGGUGGGUUUGGGUCAUGUAAUGGGUAUAACAAAACUAUGGAACAUCGAUCAGCGGCCCUAUGUGGAUGCAAUUUUGACCGUUCCGCCGCCUUCCACCUCAUGGAAAAUAUUGAAAAUAACGGUUAGGGUGUCUGUUCUAACUUUGGGAUGUUAUCUGCUUUAUCGAUUUGUGCCAGUGCCCCAGGUACUCAAGGAAACGUGUCAAGACGUUUUAGACAAGAUCACAACGACUACAAAAGAUCCCUAAUCAACUCUUGUGAUAAGUACCAAGAAAAACAGUUAUUAAAACGAAGGAUGAGUGAAAUCUUGUUGAAUUAGUAGUUUUUCCUACUUUGUUGUUUUUUUUUGUGGGGCUAUGGUGUACAAUUUUUUUUUAAUUAAUAGCAUAAAGCUCAUUUAAGUAAGAUUAAACUGUAACUUACACUUUGGUUUUAAUUAUUAUACUUUUUUAAGACAUUCCACGCUUAUUUUUAAGUGUAAUAAGGCGAAGAUUAUUUUUAGCUUGUUUUCAAAAAAGCUGUAAGAAAAUCCUAAGAAAUGUACUGCUUUUACACAAAAUGUGAUCUUUUGCCAUUAAAUUCAUUACUAUGUAUUACAAUUAAAAAGAAGAAUGUAAAGCGAAUCUUGCAAAAAAUAUAUAUUUUCCUAUUA